ACAGCUGGCGGAAGGUCCAGCCCUCGCUGGGAGCAGAGAUGGAGAAUGGGAGCAGUGGAGUUGGAGUUGAGUUGAGUGGGCUGGUUCUUGUUGAGUUUCAGAGUAUCAGACUGAGGAUAACUACACAAAUCUGAUGGAAAACUAAUGGAGAAUAUAUCUUAAUUAGUAGCACCUCGGUUUUUUUCCAGGGGCAGCACUUUUAAACCGUGUUUUAUUGAUAUUUUGUUGAUAUAUAAGAGCUGAGCGAUGAACCGAGCGUUCUCCUUCCCCGUGGCCAGCGAGCGGAGCCGCUAUAAGGAGCGGCUGGAGGCGAGUCUGGCGGGGCUCCUGGAGCUGGAGGUGCUGAAAGAGCGCCAGGAGGGCCUGGUUCUGGGGGCCCUGGCUCUCCUAGACCCGGGGUGUGGGCGGCCCGCCUGGGGGCUCCUCCGGCACGGGUUCAGCCUCUCCCCGGCCAGAGCUGGAGAACAGUCAGCUCUGAAAGAACAGCAGGGUUUGAUGGCAGUUCUUCAGCAGCAAGUAGGAGAGCUGAGGGUGGAUGCAGAGAGCACUUCGUUGGAAAACACGACUGACACAGGAGACAGUGGUCCAAAUUCAGGAGAUGUUUGUUUGGCCAGUCGAGAUGGACUGCAGGUCAGUGGAGUGCGGCCCCUGGUUCCUCGCUCCUUUUCAGCUCCCCAGCCAACACUAACGCCUGUUGCAGAGAGAGGAGGAGAAGGGGAGCAUUGGCUCUGGCCAGCAGGUGAUGCAGUAGGAGAGGAGGACUUUCAGCAGUCACAGCGUGUGGAGACCUAUAUCGUGGGCUUGAUCCAGCGCCGCCUGUUGAAUGCCAGGCACUGCAAACCACGAACCAGUCUGAGCCCUGAGAGCAGAGGAGUGGUAAGGCAGAGUAGCCUCUGCAGCAAGGAGCCUCCUUAUGCACGUGAGUGCCGCAAGGCUUCACCCAGCCCGGAAAAUUCACCAGCCUGGGCCUCAUAUAGCCUGGAAGACGAGCGGCUUGGAGGCCUGUCUCAUGAGGAGUCCCUCCCUGUGCACUACCCCAGGCCUCCUGCACUUGCUGAAAUCCGCUCCACUUCUCUGGACUUUCCCUGCGGAGUUCUGGAGCCCAGCAGCAGUGAGGCAGACUCGCACCAAAACUACCAGGUCCCGCACUCACCUUCUUCAGAUGAGCAGCUGGUGAAUGCCCAGUACAUCCCAGCUCAGCCAUGCCGGGCUCCUGCGAGGACCAAAACACAUCGUGCCCACCCUGCUUCCAAUCCCAAAACCAGCCGUCCUUCACACUCCCCAGAAAGAGUAGAGAGAGGACAGUCUAAGUCAAGGGCUGUCCCAAAGAAGUGCCGUUUCACAGAGGAAAGGGCAGCUACUAAGAAGCCUGGUCGAAGGGCCUGCCGCUCACAGUCAGAGAACAGCCUGCUGGGACAGAAGGGGGCAACCGAGCGGAAGUACAGCACAGUGGAACGGGACAAUGGACGUGCCACCCAGCCCAAAAGUCGCCGCAACCAAGGUGGCCUGGGGCAUCGGCGCUGGCGCUCCACACUGGAGCUCAGCCAGGAUGAAGCUGAACCUCCUCCACCUCCACCUGAGCAGGCAGCAAGACGUUCCCGCAGACCCCGUCCUGCCCCACCUCCUUACUCCUACAACCAGGCUUCUCAGCAGCACCAUCAUCAUCAGCACCACUUUCAGCACCAUCAGGUCCUUCACUCUCCGGACUACCUGCCCUGCCGGCUAGAGGGGGGUUAUAAGCAUCUGGGUCCCACAGAGUGGGAGUCCAGUCUGAGCGAGGGUGAGUCUCCAGGCUCCAGCUCCAUGUCCAGUGACUCAGAUGAGAGUGGAGGACUGGUGUGGCCACAGCAGCUUGCCCCCCAGCUGGCACCAUCCUCUCCGCCUGCUCCUCCUGGAGCCCCGCUGCAGACAAAAGCCUUAGUCAAGAUUAAAGCUUCUCAUGCCCUUAAAAAGAAGAUCCUGCGAUUUCGGACUGGAUCCCUGAAAGUCAUGACUACUGUCUGAGCUACAGGGUGAUGUUUCAGUUGUUCCUGGCCUUGAUUUGGAAGUACCCUUGCUAAGAACAUUUAAAGGGUUUUGUGUACUCUGAAGCUUGGUCAAUAUAUACCUAAUCUUGAGGAGAUACAAUGCCCAAGGAACUAAGAUCAGAACUGUUUGUUGAGUUCCUGGGUUCUAUGUAUGACUGGUAUUUAAUGGUGUUUUAAAGAAAGAAACCCUAUGCAGGACAGGUACUCCAGGAACAAGACCAGAAACCACUCUUUGGUACACCAUGUCCUACAGCCUAAAUAAGGUCGAAGUUAAUCUGCCUCAGAUUUAUGGAAAAUCUGAGCCUAAAACCAUCCCUGUAUAUAAGUGUAUGUGGUUGAAGGUGCUUGUAUUUAUGAUUGUACUCUGUAAAUAAAAAAUUGGGACCAUGUCA
Messenger RNA from Astyanax mexicanus (Mexican tetra), 2419 nucleotides. RefSeq names its product dishevelled-binding antagonist of beta-catenin 3a (gene dact3a). Gene Ontology annotation, cellular component: cytoplasm. The coding region runs from base 247 to 2004 and encodes 585 amino acids. Gene Ontology annotation, biological process: negative regulation of canonical Wnt signaling pathway. The record is from RefSeq and is a predicted model, not a curated record. The transcript has 3 exons. Lineage: Eukaryota; Metazoa; Chordata; Actinopteri; Characiformes; Acestrorhamphidae.